Messenger RNA from Peromyscus eremicus (cactus mouse), 1323 nucleotides. It is a transcript of the gene Omg, whose product is annotated as oligodendrocyte myelin glycoprotein. The coding region runs from base 1 to 1323 and encodes 440 amino acids. The transcript has a single exon. NCBI's taxonomy places the organism in Eukaryota, Metazoa, Chordata, Mammalia, Rodentia, Cricetidae. Gene Ontology annotation, biological process: neuron projection regeneration. The record is from RefSeq and is a predicted model, not a curated record. Gene Ontology annotation, molecular function: protein binding.
AUGGAAUAUCAGAUACUGAAAAUGUCUUCCUGCCUGUUCAUCCUUCUGUUUCUCACGCCUGGCAUUUUAUGCAUUUGUCCUCUCCAAUGUAUAUGCACAGAGAGGCACAGGCAUGUGGACUGUUCAGGCAGAAACUUGACUACAUUACCACCUGGACUGCAAGAGAACAUUAUAUAUUUAAACUUGUCUUAUAACCACUUUACUGAUCUGCAUAACCAGUUAACCCAAUAUACCAAUCUGAGGACCCUGGAUAUUUCAAACAACAGGCUUGAAAGUCUGCCUGCUCAGUUACCUCGGUCUCUCUGGAACAUGUCUGCUGCUAACAACAAUAUUAAACUUCUUGACAAAUCUGAUACUGCUUAUCAGUGGAACCUUAAAUACCUGGAUGUUUCUAAGAAUAUGCUGGAAAAAGUUGUUCUUAUUAAAAAUACCCUAAGAAGUCUUGAGGUUCUGAACCUCAGCAGUAACAAACUUUGGACAGUUCCAACCAACAUGCCUUCCAAACUACAUAUUGUGGACCUGUCUAAUAACUCACUGACACAAAUCCUUCCAGGGACAUUAAUAAGCCUGACAAAUCUCACACAUCUUUACCUACACAACAAUAAAUUCACAUUCAUUCCAGAUCAAUCUUUUGACCAACUCUUGCAGCUGCAAGAGAUAACACUUCAUAAUAACAGGUGGUCAUGUGACCAUAAACAAAACAUUACUUACUUACUGAAGUGGAUACUGGAAACAAAAGCCCAUGUGAUAGGGACUCCUUGUUCUGACCAAGUAUCUUCUCUGAAGGAACAGAGCAUGUACCCCACACCUCCUGGAUUUACCACAAGCUUAUUUACUAUCAGUGGGAUGCAGACUGUGGACACCAUUAACUCUUUGAGUAUGGUAACUCAACCCAAAGUGACCAAAAUACCCAAACACUAUCGAGGAAAGGAAACAACAUUUGGUGUCACACUAAGCAGAGAUACCACUUUUACUAGCACUGAUAAGGCUUUGGUGCCCUAUCCAGAAGACACAGCCACAGAAAUGACCAAUUCACAUGAAGCAGCAGCUGCAACUCUAACUAUUCACCUUCAAGACGGAAUGAUGUCAAACACAAGCCUCACUAGUGCAACAAAGUCAUCCCCAACACCCAUGACCCUAAGUAUCACUAGUGGCAUGCCAAAUAACUUCUCUGAAAUGCCUCAACAAAGCACAACCCUCAACUUACGGAGGGAAGAAACCACUGCAAAUGUAAAGACCCAAUUACCUUCUGUGGCUAGUACUUGGAAAGUAAAUGCUUCACUUCUCUUUAUGCUCAAUGCUGUGGUCAUGCUGGCUAGUUGA